This is a messenger RNA of Cannabis sativa, 2231 nucleotides long. RefSeq names its product AUGMIN subunit 7. Lineage: Eukaryota; Viridiplantae; Streptophyta; Magnoliopsida; Rosales; Cannabaceae. The record is from RefSeq and is a predicted model, not a curated record. Gene Ontology annotation, molecular function: microtubule minus-end binding. Gene Ontology annotation, cellular component: HAUS complex. Gene Ontology annotation, biological process: centrosome cycle; spindle assembly. The transcript is spliced from 10 exons. Bases 835 to 1845 code for a protein of 336 amino acids.
AAAUAAUAAAAAGAUAAUUCAAAUACCAUCUCCGGCCAAACCAGGUUCGUCUCCCAUCUCUCUCUCUGCCAAACCAGGUGCCAUCUCCGGCGACGGUGAAACCUGAUUCGAAGCAGCGCCCCUCAAAAUAUUCUCGCAAUCGUCCCGAUAGAGUCUCUGAACCAACGACCCAGCGCCCCUCUCUUUCGUCCUAGCCCCAACUGCCCAACGAUCCCAGCCCUAGCCUACCGCAGCUCCGACGACGCAACCCCCAGGUUUCCUCGACGGUGCACAUGUUUAAAUGUGUUAUGUAUUAAGCCAUUGAUUCGUUCUACUAAUUUAACCUAUCCACUUCUUGAAGUAGAAGAGUCACUGUUAUCCCUUACUUUGUGCCAAUUGAAAAACCCAGAACUUGAUUUGCAUCAAAAGAGUUGAUUGUAUAAUCAGUUUGGGAAAUUUGACAUUAGGUGACUAGUAAUGGGGUUCAAGAAUCAUGGCAUGGAAAGUGUUUUAUUGUGUCUUGGGGUUACUAAAGAGUGAUGGUCAAUCAUAAUUGUGAAUGAAUGAAUUCUGUAUUUUAUUCAAUAGAAUAGAUUCAUAUACAAAAUUAGAGACAGUAAAUAGGAAACUAACUAAAUACAAUUAAUAUAGCUAAUAUGUUCUAACAGUAAUUAAUCCCUAUGUUGCACUAUAUUGAUAUAAUUUGCAUGAUUUUCUGUUUUUUUUUUGUUUCCAUAAGAAGGGAUUUCCUGCAGUAGUAAACAAGUACUAGCUUAUCGAGUUUGAAGUUUGAAUAUAUGCUCUGAGAGGGUUGUUUAUUUUCUAAUUUUUGUAUAUUGUUUGAAGCAGAAGAAGAUGGCAGCAAAGCAAAUGGAAGAGAUACAAAGAAAGCUAGGGUUGUUAAACUAUCCUAGAGCCAAUGCUCCUGCUCAGUCCCUUCUUUUUGCUGGCAUGGAGCGCUAUGCUCUCUUGGAAUGGCUUUUCUUUCGCUUAUUGGGAGACAAAUCCCCCUUCUCCCAACAAACUCACAUUGGAGAUACUAUGGAUCGUGAUGAAGAGACAGCUCACAUUCAAUAUUUGGCUGAGAUUGCCAAGUUUCUUGGUAUUACAACAACUAUAGAUACAGAAGCCAUUCAGGGACGGGGAAGCUAUGAAGAUCGCACUGAAAUGCUUCGUCUUCUUGUUGAUCUUGUUGAGGCAAGCAUUUAUGCUGAUAACCCGGAAUGGAGUGUUGAUGAUCAGGUAGCAAAGGAUAUACAGCUGAUUGAUUCAAUUGCUGAAAAACAAGCUCAGAUAUUCUCAGAAGAGUGCAAAUUAUUCCCUGCUGAUGUUCAGAUUCAAUCUAUAUAUCCACUGCAUGAUGUAUCUGAGCUGGAAACCAAGCUUUCGGAACAGUCAAAGAUACUCUUAAAUCUUCAACAAAAAGUGGAUGAUUUGGCAUCUAAGCAUGCUUACAACCCAGAUGAAGAGUAUGCAGAGGUCGAAUCCCAAUUGCGGGCACAUUUGGAAUCUUUUCUGGAAACUGCAAGAGCAUUUAAUACAAUUUAUACCAAGGAAAUCCGUCCUUGGACACACAUGAUGGAGGUACCCCAACUACAUGGAUUCGGACCAGCUGCUAAUCGCUUAUUGGAGGCAUACAAGAUGCUCUUGAAGUUUCUGGGGAACUUGAGGAAUUUGAGGGACUCGCAUGCAGCUCUUGCUGUUGGUUCAUCAGAAACAAUUGCCAGUGAGCCCUCAUCUGUUACAAGGAUAAUAUCCGAAUGUGAGUCUGCCUUGACGUUCUUAAAUCGUGAUCUUGGAAUUCUCUCGUCUUCCAUUGCUCGUGAGCAGCAGAACGAGAUAAAACCAAUCCAGCACAUUCAUUAGUGUUGGAUCAUCACUCUUUCUGCAAAGUGUGUAUUAUCUAGUUUUUUUUUUUUUUUUUUUUUUUUUUUUUGAGGAUUGUAUAGUUGAUUCAAUGGUUCCAAAUAUAGUAGAACAAAUUUGUCUACUUGAUUGUAAAAAGUUGUCUUUGAACAUAAAUUUGAAUUUUUAAAAAAGAACAUUUGUGUUUUUAAGAUAUGGAAAACUUUGGUCAUUAAGUUUUCCUAAGGGCAAUUCCUCUUAAGACUCCUUGACACUAUCAUUAGUGGGCAAAGUUUCAGCACUUUAAAAUCAAAGACAAUAAAAAAUUGUAUUUGGCAGAACACAUAAAAACCGUUCCCUGCGAAAGAAUUGGCAAGAAAUAUGAAUACUCAUUAAUUUUAGAGAAA